UAAAAAGUAAGCAAAAAAACAAAAAGAAAAAAAAAAACAAUUUCCCCUAUUUUUUAGAGGACCGUUGAACAUCCAGAUAACGGCUAGUUUCUCAACUUCAUCUCUUUCCCCCAUUUCAAUCUCCCCCCUUUCACUGCCUUUGAAACUCUAAAUUGGAAAUUCGAUUUCUAGGGUUUUAUCCAGUCGAUUCAAUUUCCCCAAUUAUACCCCUCGAAAUUCCUCAAUUACAAAUGAGUCCAUCAACAAUGUCGUCGGAAAACCCUAAACCCCCAACAUCAUCCGAAACUUCAACUCCAAUGCCGAUAAAUCCCCAACAACCUCGACGAUCUCGACCUAGGGUUCGCGAAGUGAGCUCGAGAUUCAUGUCACCGGCGGCAAAACCUCCGACAAACAACCUAAGGCAAAUCCCUUCAACCCCGUCGGAAUCUCACAUUUCAAAAAAUCACUCUCUCCGACGAUCGAACACAGAUUUCCGACCUUCGCAGUCGAGGUACAACGACGAGAACCGACCCGAUUCCUUGAACCGGAGCUCCCUUAGCCCGGUACGGAACCCAUCCAAACCCAGAGCUGUUGUUAAGCUUUUUAAGGAAGGUUCUAGAGCUGAUACUCCGGUACCGGUGGCGCCGAGGUUGAUCCGGCAGCGGAGUUGGGAUUCCGCCGCCUCGAAGUUGUUACAAGCGAAUGGGAUUUCCUCUGAAGAGGAUUGUGAUGAUGGUGGUUGUUCUGUUAAUGGGGAUUGUGAGUCAGUGAAAUCGGAACCAGUUGAUAACAAUUAUCAAAGAGUUUCCACGCCAUUUUCUAGAUCAAUGGAGUUUUCAUUUUCCAGCCAUGAUCAUCAUCAUCAUCAACAGCAACAACAACAAAUGGGUGUAUUACAUUCUGUUAAGGGUGGGAGCAAUAAGGUGGCGCGUAGCCUUAACCUUCCUCCGAUGGCUCCUUCACUUGGGUGUUUGAGGCCGCAGGGGACGGUGGAGGGGAAGAAGGCGGCCGUGAAGAAGGGCGGUUCUUACCAGCAAGAUGAUUCUCAGAAGCUAAAGAUGCUUCAUAAUCAUUAUCUUCAAUACAGGUUUGCUAAUGCUAAGGCUGAGGCAUGCUUGAGUUCACAGAAAAAGCAGAGUGAGAAACUACUUUAUUCAAUGGGAGUAAAGAUAUCAGAGUUGCAGGAUUCUGUGAAAAGCAAGCGUGUCGAAGUUCGACUUCUGAAAGAAGCAAAGAUUCUAUCUACAAUUCUUGACACUCAGAUUCCCUAUUUGGAUGAAUGGUCUGCUUUAGAAGAAGCUUACUCUUCUUCAUUGCUAGAAUUAACUCAAGGUUUGCAAAAUAUAUCAUCCCGACUUCCACUAAAUGGUAAUGUAAAGGUUAAUGUAAAAGAGAUAAACGAAGCGAUGAAUUCAGCCUUGAAAGUGGCGGAAAGCAUCUGUUUGCAAGUGCAAGGCUUCGUACCCAAGGCAGAGCAAGUGGAUGUUCUAGUUUCUGACUUGGCUAGAGUGCAUAGUGGAGAAGUUACACUUGUUCAAGAGUGCGGUGAUUUAUUAUGCAGGGCGCAUUUAUCACAGAUAGAGGAGUGCAGCCUAAGAGGACAAGUAAUGCAGUUUCAAAAAUGCAGUCUUACUUAACCACACUAUAGAAGAUGAAGAUCAAACCCUAACAUGGCCGUCUUAGCUCACACGCCACCAUACUCAAUGGUCAGUUUGAUAUGUUGGUCAUCUGAUGAUGAAACAAGACAACAACUCAGGUUCAGGAGGCCACAACAGUUAAGGCUCUCCUUCUUCUUCUUCUACUACUGUAUGUAAUCAUUCUUCCUCAUUCUUUUGCAAGCGAGAAUUUUUGGGAAAAGCUGUUGAUAGAGAAAAUAGGUGCAUCAGUUUCCACCAGAAUAUAAUUCCUUCGGUUGUUGCACGCUUGCACCAAAUCUGUACAGUGUAAUUCUAUCAUUUGAUACAAGCAGAAAAUGUCCAGGAAAUAAUCCAUUCUGCCUUACUAGGCAAUUGGUUGAUCAAUACAUGUCUUACUUUUCUGUAUUUAGUCUGUAUUUGUUGAUCAGUACAUGUCUUUUACUAGUCUGUAUUCUGCUUGAUUUGUUGACCAAUCUGUAGAUCUACUUAUCCCCCUUUUUCUGCUUGA
This is a messenger RNA of Spinacia oleracea (spinach), 2124 nucleotides long. Its product is annotated as protein ENDOSPERM DEFECTIVE 1. Gene Ontology annotation, molecular function: microtubule binding. The coding region runs from base 231 to 1616 and encodes 461 amino acids. The transcript has 6 exons. NCBI's taxonomy places the organism in Eukaryota, Viridiplantae, Streptophyta, Magnoliopsida, Caryophyllales, Amaranthaceae. The record is from RefSeq and is a predicted model, not a curated record. Gene Ontology annotation, cellular component: cytoplasm; nuclear microtubule. Gene Ontology annotation, biological process: spindle assembly.